This is a messenger RNA of Fopius arisanus, 918 nucleotides long. RefSeq names its product leucine-rich repeat-containing protein 15-like. Bases 1 to 918 code for a protein of 305 amino acids. Lineage: Eukaryota; Metazoa; Arthropoda; Insecta; Hymenoptera; Braconidae. Gene Ontology annotation, molecular function: protein binding. The record is from RefSeq and is a predicted model, not a curated record. The transcript has a single exon.
AUGACGAACUCUGCGAUUUUUGUCGUGCUCAUUUGUACCUUGAUGUCCUCUCUGAUUGAGGCUAAUUCCAACUACGAUGGUAAAUUUGAGUCCUGUUACAAUUUUAACUACAUGACCGUAGAGUGCAAGCUUUGGAAUGCGUCUGCCGUGGUGAGAAUCGUGAAGGGGCCAUCUCAGCAUUUCACUCUGCUGUUCAACACCGAAGAUCAUCCCCAGGAACUCAGGAAGUUGAAUUUAACGGAAGGGGCAUACAGCAAUUUCCUACCUAUAAUCCAGGUCGUAAUGACUGAUGUCAACAUGGACGGGGCAUCGGGUCCUUUCAUCAAUCAGAGACACCUUCAAUACGUACAGCUCUUCAACAACAGUCUUCAAGAAUUUCCUCGAGACUUCUUCAGAGGUAUUCCGAAUCUGAGACAGCUUGAAAUAUACUACCAAAACUUCUCGACAUUAUCCAACCAUCAUUUAUCCGAGAUCUCGGAAAAUUUGGAAUUUCUGUCGUUGACGCGAAGUUCUGUGAAGAAUAUCGAAGCUGAGGCUUUUUCAAAGUUCCAUCAACUGACCUAUCUGAACUUGUCGUAUAAUUCGUUGACGGAGCUAAAACCUUGCAUGUUCAAUGGCCUCGACUCUUUGGUGAAUCUUCAUUUACAGGGAAAUAAAAUAACCACCAUACGACCUGGAACUUUUGUAACCGUAUUAAAUCUCAGUGCAUUGUCUUUGGACGGGAAUCCAUUGGAUUCUCUACCCCAAAAAAUUUUCACAUAUCUGGAGAAUUUAGAAUUUGUGACGUUUUCUGGCAAUCAGAAUGAAAAUACGUGCAAGGCUCUUCUCAAGGGACUCAAUCGCCUGACGUAUGGAUUUUGUGGAAGUAUAGCUAUCACGGGACCUUAUAAAGAAGUGGCAUGUGAUUGUAGAUGUUGA